AUGAAGCUGUACUUUGCCUUGAUGGUGCUUCUCUCCAUUUCACUGUUGGCUACUUCAGCUCCUCCAACUUGCUACUCAAGGAUGCUUAACCUAAGCAAAGAAAUCAUGGAUUCCUUUAAUGCGCUGCAGAAUGAGGAGCCCUUGGAGUCCUGUGUGGAGGGACUACCAAAACUUUACUUGGAUAUCCAUAAUUACUGCGUGUUGGCCAAACUACGGGACUUCGUGGCGUCGCCCAAGUGUCGGAAAGUCGCUCGAGUCGGGGCCCUGAAGGACCAGGUGCGGAAGCUGUACACCAUCAUGAACUCGUUCUGCAGGCGGGACUUGGUGUUCUUGUCUGAUGACUGUGAGGUCCUGGAAAACCCCCUCCAAGCUCCCACAACCGUGAGAACCCAAGUGAGGUCAGAGCCAAAAGAAGCGCCCAGGGGGGUUCCAAUUACCCCGGCUGGCAAAACCUCAAGUGGAUAACCGGAUGUGCCCAAUAAGGCUCCUGUUGUGAGUGUGGGUGUGGGUAUGUGUGAAAGUGUGUGAGAGUGUGUGAGAGUGUGUGUGUGAGUAUAUGUGAGUGUAAGUGUGAAUGUGAAUAUGAGUGCAUGUGUUAUGUGAGUGUAUGUGUAUGUGUGCCUGUGUGAGUGUGAGUGUAUGUGAGUGUGUGUGAGUGUGGGUGUGAGUAUGUGUGAAAGUGAGUGAGAGUGUGUGAGAGUGUGUGUGUGAGUAUAUGUGAGUGUAAGUGUGAAUGUGAAUAUGAGUGCGUGUGUUAUGUGAGUGUAUG
This is a messenger RNA of Antechinus flavipes (yellow-footed antechinus), 769 nucleotides long. RefSeq names its product cytokine like 1 (gene CYTL1). Gene Ontology annotation, biological process: positive regulation of transcription by RNA polymerase II. The record is from RefSeq and is a predicted model, not a curated record. The transcript has 4 exons. The coding region runs from base 1 to 465 and encodes 154 amino acids. NCBI's taxonomy places the organism in Eukaryota, Metazoa, Chordata, Mammalia, Dasyuromorphia, Dasyuridae.